This is a messenger RNA of Leptosia nina, 774 nucleotides long. The record is from the annotation of a GenBank genome assembly. NCBI's taxonomy places the organism in Eukaryota, Metazoa, Arthropoda, Insecta, Lepidoptera, Pieridae.
AUGCAAGAUUUCACGAGUAUCCUUAAUAUUAUAUUCAUAAUAAGCGCUGGUGUUUUAACCUUUGUUAUUCUUUUUAUCUUUGCAAAAAGACAAAUCACCAGAUUCGCUCUUCGUUCUAGAAGAGGCCCUCAUGUACCUAUAGGAACUGAUGGUAAAAAAUGUCUCAAGAAAGAGAUAGAGCGCAGAAUAGAAGCUGUGCCAAGGAUAAUGUAUGAACCUCGUUUACUCUGUGGUGAUUUGUCUCAUUACAUAUUGGAGCCACAACAACCUUACCAUUAUAGAUUCAGAGCUGUUGAUGAUGUUAAGACUUUAGAAGAAGAAAUUGCCUGUCAAGAUCCAAAUCUUCGACGUCAUCCACGAGAGUCCUUGCGCGCUUUCCUCUUAUCAUCUCUUGCUGCCCCUCUUGAUGGCAGAGGACAAAAACUAAUACAUCAGUUUUGUGACGCCUAUGAAUCAGCCAGGCACCACCCGGCUGAGUUUGGUGAGGAAGAAUAUAGAGCUUACAACAGAUUGUUAUUGAAACUUUUAGAUGCAGCUCGGUUACUUAAAAGCGUUGGUUGUGUGAGUGGAGGUUCACGAGGGAGUCCACAGCGGCGUCCUGCCAGACUUCUCGAUCCAACAAGACUUAGACCUCCUCUUGCACACAAUAAUCAAUACACAGCACUAGAGAAUUUGCCAGUUGACACUAAGCUAGAAGAUGAAAUAAUAAGAGUGCCAAUCAAAAGUCCGACUGAGCCCGUGGUGAAGCCUCCUGCAGAUGAAACAGCUGUCUGA